AUGUCGGACGUUGGCACGACGAAGCAGUUUGGAAAGGCCCAGAGGCUUGUGCCGUCCCAGAAGGCCCAGAAAUGGUACCCUGUUGAUGACGAGCUGCAGCCCAAGAAAGUCCGCAAGACUGUUCGUCCCACCAAGGUUCGCGAAAGCCUUCAGCCCGGUACUAUCCUCAUCCUCCUUGCCGGUCGCUUCCGUGGCAAGCGCGUCAUUCUCCUCAAGCACCUUGACCAGGGUGUCCUCCUCGUCACCGGUCCCUUCAAGAUCAACGGUGUUCCCCUCCGACGGGUGAACGCUCGCUACGUGAUCGCCACCAGCAAGCGCGUGGACAUCGGCAGCGUUGACAGCCAGACCGUCGAGAAGGUCUCCGCCCCCGGCUACUUCACCAAGGAGAAGAAGAACGAGAAGAAGACUGAGGAGGCUUUCUUCAAGCAGGGAGAGAAGCCCGAGAAGAAGAAGGUUGCCAGCGCCCGUGCUAGCGACCAGAAGGCUAUCGACCAGUCCAUCUUGGCCAGCGUCAAGAAGGAGAACUUCCUCGGCAGCUACCUCGCUGCCUCCUUCAGCCUCCGAAACGGCGACAAGCCCCACGAAAUGAAGUGGUAG
Messenger RNA from Aspergillus puulaauensis, 597 nucleotides. RefSeq names its product 60S ribosomal protein eL6. Gene Ontology annotation, molecular function: RNA binding; structural constituent of ribosome. The record is from RefSeq and is a predicted model, not a curated record. The coding region runs from base 1 to 597 and encodes 198 amino acids. Gene Ontology annotation, cellular component: cytosolic large ribosomal subunit; ribosome. Lineage: Eukaryota; Fungi; Ascomycota; Eurotiomycetes; Eurotiales; Aspergillaceae. The transcript has 3 exons. Gene Ontology annotation, biological process: cytoplasmic translation; ribosomal large subunit assembly.